UUCAAUGUGUAAUUUCUUAAGCAGUCAUUUAUUUUGGUUCACAUUUUUCUAACCAUACGCACAACUGGACUUUUUGUAGGCUUCGAUCAGGAGUAUGAGGCACCUAAAACGCUAUGCUCAGAAAAGGAUUAGACAAGUUGUCAUUGUUUCGUCACAUUUCAAACACAUUUAAUUCAAAUUUGGAACAAAUGCCAAUUGCAAGAGGCCAAGAGAAACCAAGAGGAAAGCAUAAAACUGAUGAUGGUAAUAAAGAAGCGGAGCAUAAAGUAUAUUCGGCACAGUUUAAUGGAAAACGAAGAUGGAAGCAAAAAGGGGAAUACGUUGCAGAUGAUGUAAAUUUGGAAAUAGGUACAAUUGAAAAGCGGUCGCCAAGGAAUGAAGAAUACUACAAAAGAAAAGUUCUUCAUCUGAAAGAAAAGCUGACCAAUCUUAAACACUUCAAUGACGAAGUAAUUAAAGAGAACUCUCAGAUCAAGAACGAAUACCAAGAAUUAUUGGUGCAUUUUGAAGACAUCCGUGAUGAAUUGGAAAGUAGUAAACACUGCCAGAACUGUUACGAUUUAAAAUUGGCCAUAGAAAAGAAUACAGACGAGUGUAAUAAUUUAAAAACGUUAAACACUCAAUUAACACAAGAUGUAAAUAUGUUAAAAAAUGUCGUUUAUAGGUUAAAUGUCCAAUUAGAACGCUACCAAGAAAGGCUACGCAAGUAUAGAAUAAGCACAAAAUCAAACCAACCUAUUCCAAUGGAGGAAGUUGCAAAUUUGGAGCUCGUCAACGAAACAAUUAGUGCCCUCCCAGAAAGUCAUGCCGAUCAUCCGCACACGCCGUUGUCUUGGGGCUCGGUUAACUCUCACACUUUGGGACCAUUAUUGGACGCCUAUCAAGAGUCGGUUGACGAAAAAGAUAACAUAAUUCAAAAUUAUGAAUUGGAGUUAUCUAAUUUCACUGGCAGAUUACAAGCGGUAAUUCAGGAGAACGAAACACUGCAUAAGCGCUUAACAGAGGACGAUGAUUGCAGCGCUAAACUAGUCGUUGAGCUGGAAAAGGUGAAAACCAAUUUGAAAAACGCAAGGAACGAAAACGAUCUACUUAUCAAGAAAUGCGCCUUAAAACAGGAUAAAUUACAGGAGGUUUUGCAAUGUUACGAACUAAAGGUUGAACAAUUGCGAAGGGAUUACGCUGUCGUGGUCGAGCAAUAUCACAAAAGUAGAACGGAAAUAGCGGGGUUGAGAGAGCGAAAUACAACGUUGACGGAUUCGUACGACGAAUUCAAAAAUGAAAGGAAAAAUUAUAUCUCGCUUUCGAUGCACAAUAGCAGCAUAAACGAGUGCAAAAGGUUGUACGAAGAGCUGAAGCAGCAAUACGAGGCCGAAAAAACGAAAAUGAAAGAAAACGCGGACGCGCUCAACGUAAUUAUUCAUAAUGUAAAAGGGGAAAAGGAACAAUACGAAACUAAACUCAAAACGUUAGAAAAAGCGUUAAAGAAAUUGGAAACCAAGCACUUGGAUAUGCAACACUGUUUCCACGAAGUUCAAUUAUCCAGAAGUGCGUGUCGAAAGCAGUUGCACAAGACGAUGGAAUUUGCGAAAGAUUUGGUUACCGAACAGGAAUCGUUAAUGCAAGCUUUACAUCAUCGCCAACAAGAAAACAAGGCUGUUAAACAGCUGGGCAGUGAUAUUGCAAGUCGCAUGGAUAUGUUAAAGAAUCAACUCAAGGCCGUUCAACGAGAUGCUUGGCAAGAACUUUCAACGGUUGAACAAAGACUACAAGACCAAGAUUCCGUAAUAGUUGAAAUGAAGCGUGAGCACAGUCUGGAAGUUGCACGACUUAAAGAAAUUAUAAAACAAAAGGACCAAUUCAACUCACAUCUUAAGGAUACGAAUUCUUCCACUCCAUUGCCUCAUUAUCUACUAUUAAAAGACAAAAUUGUGAAUUAAAAGCGUGAAUGCAUAGGUAUAAGGUGCUUAAAUAAUGUGUUCUUAUUUUGCUUUUACAAUGUAACUCA
This is a messenger RNA of Photinus pyralis (common eastern firefly), 2005 nucleotides long. It is a transcript of the gene Cep89, whose product is annotated as protein Cep89 homolog. Lineage: Eukaryota; Metazoa; Arthropoda; Insecta; Coleoptera; Lampyridae. The record is from RefSeq and is a predicted model, not a curated record. The transcript has 7 exons. Gene Ontology annotation, biological process: mitochondrion organization; cilium assembly; chemical synaptic transmission. Bases 114 to 1937 code for a protein of 607 amino acids. Gene Ontology annotation, cellular component: centriole; ciliary transition fiber.